AUGACGCACGAGGGUGUUUACAAAGCUGAGAUUGUGUACAUCAGAGAAUCUGAAGAGAAACAGCCGGAACAAUCCCUCAAGCAGGCUGCUCAUCCUCAGCUGAAAUCAUCUUCCGAUCAUUUGGUCACUCCCCUUCCUCCUCCCCCUCCAUUAGUCACUGCUUGCUCUGAACUGGACAGCGCCAACCCUAAAUCUGUGCCUGCUCCUAAGGAAACCACUGAUAACAAACACCCAAGCAUUUCUCAUAUAGGGUGUCAGAGCAAAUCUCCUGAAGCUGAGGUCAGAGCAGAUCUUUUUUUAAACAACACUGUUCAGAGAGAAGAAGGUGUGAGCCCUACCAACUCUGUUGAGAUGUUAGCGUCUCCGACCUCAUCAAAGGAGUCCAUCCUUUCUGAGGUUUGGGACAGAGACAGAAGCUGGUCUGCCAUACACCUCUUAUCCCCUACAGAAUCUCCAGUUCCUGUCAGCCGCACCAUCUCCCAGUGUUCCUCCAUAAGGUCAGGGGCAUUUUCCCCAGCGGUGGUCAGACUAAAACGUCAUUCUCUAGCUCCAGGCUCCAGUUUGAUUCAGAUGCCACCUGUUUCAGUGACUCCUUGUUGUAAUAGCCUGGCACCCUCACCCUGUCCCUUAUCGCCUCGUGCACGACACAGACCGCCACCAACUCAGCUCUCACUGCUCACAGCCAUUCUCAGGAAGGGCCGUUUGCCAAUUCUGUCGCCGGCUUUACAAAGACCAUACACACCCUGUUGGCCAAUCUGUCAAGUCAACUUAUCCUCUUGCAUGGCUUGCUCAGCUGCCUCCUCUGUGGCAUCAGUCUGUCAGGAUGAAUCCAGACCAGUGUCCUCCGCUUCCACGGUCAGACCUUGUUCCAGGUCUUGUCCAGGUGAGGAGCCACAGCUUGAGUCAUCAAAAUCAUCUCUAGAUUCCUUAUCUGUAUCUUCCAGGGAACAUUCCAGCUCUGGUCCUAUCCCACCACCAUCAAAAUGUCUAGUCAAACCUGAAUAUCGCAGUAUUGCUUGUAACAGUAGGGUCAUCUCGCCGACCCAAGACAGCCUCUUGACCAAACCGGUCUCUCAUGCUCAACCUUCUCUACCACAACUUUACAAACCAGUAAACAAAGAUGUGCCUUCAGUGUCAAAUGUUCUACAACACUCAUCUUUCUCCAGACUGAGGUCUCUUUCCCCUAAAGCAAGCUCCUUGCCCUGUUGCAACUCAACAGGCAAAAUUACUCCAUCUAAUCCCCCUGUCUCUCCAAUUCCGAAGCAAGUGGAAGAGAAAUCAACCCCAGAAAUACCAAAUGGCAAGAAAACACUCCCUGAUUUAGAGAGAGUGCUCUCGGGGUCCCGGGCGUUUAGACUGUCACCACCCCCCCGUGUCUCCAGUCUGUCUCAGCUUUCCUACACACCUCCCAUUUCUCCCACCUGCCCCUCACCCAAAUCGAAUUCGCGCCCCACUAGCCCAGAUUAUUACACUCUGUCACCAUCUCCGGCGGUUUCCAGCCGUCAACUUUCCCCUUCACCCUCUUACUCCCUGUCCUCUACACCCUCUCCGACCCCAAGAGCAAGCUCCACAGACCUGCCGCACAAAAAAAGAAAGCCAUACAAGAUCAAGUCCACCUACAAAGCGCUUGCUGCUAUUCCCACGAACACACUUCUUCUGGAACAGCAGGCAAUAGAUGAUGAGGUAGACAAAGGAGAAAACCAGUUGAAUUCACUGAACGACCAGGAACAAGAGGAGACUCAUGCAGAGAUGUGCUCACCUGCGCAGUUACGCCAGCAGUCUGAGGAGUUGUAUGCAGUCAUAGAUGAAGUGCUGGAGGACUCAAUCCAUAAUCGCCAGUCACUCCCUGCUAACAAGCCUUCCAAGAAAUUUGUGGCAACAGAGACACCAAAGACCAAGCCAGGGGUAAUACGACCUGUGAAUGUAGCAGCAAGGUUAAAAGAAGAAGAGGGGGAAGAGUACCAUCCAAAUCCAUUCUGGAGAUAUCAAGACUUUAAUUCUGACAGGGUCCAGUACACACUUGCCAGCAAAGUCUUGGAAGGGGCAGAGGCUGAUGGCAUUGGACGUCCAAAGAGUGAGAUAACCAGAAAAAUGAAUCCAGCAGAGGAAUUGAUGGACACUCGAGCCAGCCCUGCACUUCUCAUAACAGAGGCAACUGAACAACAAUCUCCAGCAGUUACAGAGGCAGCCUCGCUUAACCUCACACAAGUGCGCAUGGGGACUCAGGAAACUCACAUAUAA
This is a messenger RNA of Chanos chanos (milkfish), 2241 nucleotides long. RefSeq names its product muscular LMNA-interacting protein (gene mlip). NCBI's taxonomy places the organism in Eukaryota, Metazoa, Chordata, Actinopteri, Gonorynchiformes, Chanidae. The transcript is spliced from 8 exons. Bases 1 to 2241 code for a protein of 746 amino acids. The record is from RefSeq and is a predicted model, not a curated record.